This is a messenger RNA of Poecilia latipinna (sailfin molly), 4302 nucleotides long. It is a transcript of the gene jag2b, whose product is annotated as jagged canonical Notch ligand 2b. NCBI's taxonomy places the organism in Eukaryota, Metazoa, Chordata, Actinopteri, Cyprinodontiformes, Poeciliidae. Gene Ontology annotation, biological process: Notch signaling pathway; cell communication; multicellular organism development. The record is from RefSeq and is a predicted model, not a curated record. Gene Ontology annotation, cellular component: membrane. The transcript has 26 exons. Gene Ontology annotation, molecular function: Notch binding; calcium ion binding. Bases 365 to 4111 code for a protein of 1248 amino acids.
UUGUCCGCCCCCUAAUCCGGUUGGCUCAGAGACUGCCUGCAGGCCAAUUUGUAAAUGGUUUGCGGAGCUGCCAAUCAAAGCAGACAUCCUCUCCUCAGGCUGUGACUGCGAAACAUCUCAGUUGCUGUGUGGAGAGAUUUGACGGAGGGACGCUGCCGUGCGUGGAGCCAUCAGUGCGCCGCAAUCCGUAAUGCCUCGGUGAGGAUCUGCCACGGCGGAGAGGACGGCAGCGCAUGUGAAAUAUUGUGGAUUUGCAUGUCAGCAGAGGAGGGACUGGUCGCCGGCUCCGCGGCUGUUUGUCCGUUUCUUAUCGCUUCUCUGUCCUCCCUCCCUCCCUCACAUGUCACUCUAAUUAAUCGGAGGCAUGUGGAACCGCACCAGGAUUAGGAAUUGCCUCCCAAUAGUGUGCCUGCUGUUGACGUUAUGGACGAAGGUGUCCCAGUCAACCGGCUAUUUUGAGCUGCAGCUGAUCUCCGUGGAGAAUGUGAACGGCGAGCUGGCGGACGGGGAGUGCUGCGACGGCCCCAGGAGUCCCCAGGACCUGCGCUGCACCCGGGACGAGUGCGACACCUACCUGAGAGUGUGCCUGAAGGAGUACCAGAUGGAGGUCACCACCACCGGGGCCUGCACCUUCGGAGCCGGAGCUACGCCGGUCCUCGGCGGGAAUACGUUUUCUUUCCAGGCCGCCAAGAACAACGCGAAGAGCGACGAAGCCGGAAAGAUCGUGAUUCCCUUCCAGUUCGCCUGGCUGCGAACUUUUACGUUGAUUGUUGAAGCCUGGGACUGGGACAACGACACGCGCAGCAACGGUGAGGAGCUGCUGAUCGAGCGCGGCUUUCACACCGGCAUGAUCAACCCCGGCGAUCCCUGGCAGACCAACCGCCAUGACGGGCCGGUGGCUCGCCUCGUCUACCGCAUCCGGGUGCGCUGCGAUGAGAACUACUACGGGAACAAGUGCAACGAGCUGUGCAAUCCUCGGGAUGACUACUUCGGACACUAUCGCUGCGACGCUUCAGGAAAUCGGGUUUGUCUGGACGGCUGGAUGGGCAAAGAGUGCAAGACAGCGAUCUGCAGACAAGGCUGCGACCCGGUAAACGGCAACUGCUCUGCUCCAGGCAAAUGCGAGUGUAAGUACGGCUGGAAGGGCCAGUUCUGCGAUGAAUGUGAAGUUUAUCCCGGCUGCGUUCACGGCACCUGCAACCGGCCCUGGGAGUGCAACUGUGAGAAGAACUGGGGCGGCCUCUGGUGUGAAAAAGAUUUGAAUUACUGCGGCCGCCACCAGCCGUGCGUCAACGGAGGAACCUGCAAGAACGCCGAACCCGACCAGUACUACUGCGCCUGUCCGCUGGGCUACUCUGGAAAAAACUGUGAGAUAGCCGAGCUUUCCUGCAGCUCCAAUCCUUGCUCCAACGGCGGGACGUGUCGUGACGCCGCUACAGGAUACGAAUGUUUGUGUCCGCCGGGCUGGAAGGGGCCGACCUGCGACAAAAAUUUGGAUGAAUGCGCGUCCAAUCCAUGUUUUCACGGUGGGACCUGUAUCGUCCGGGAGGACGGAUUCGAGUGUGUGUGUUCCCCACAGUGGGAAGGGAAGACAUGUCUCAUAGAUGCAAAUGAAUGUGCAGGACAGCCCUGUGUGAACGCUAACUCUUGCAAAAAUCUCAUUGGUGGAUAUCACUGCAACUGUUUCCGGGGAUGGUCGGGCCAAAACUGUGACAUCAACGUCAAUGGCUGUCACGGUCGAUGCCAGAAUGGAGGAACCUGUAAGAAGGGACAGAGGGGCUACCGCUGCCAAUGUCCUCCUGAUUUUGUCGGCAAUCAUUGCGAAAUCCAGAGGAAUAAAUGUGAGAGCGGGCCGUGCCAGAACGGCGGCAGGUGCCACGUGGUUCUGGACGGCUUCGUGUGCGAAUGUCCGCCAGAGUUCGGUGGCCAACGCUGUGAGAUCUCUCAGUGGCCCCCCUCUGAUGCCUGCGAUUCAAACCCCUGUGAGAACGGCGCCACCUGCCACAGCAUGGACCAAGACUUCUACUGCGCUUGUCCCGAAGGCUACGAGGGAAAAACCUGCGAACGUCUGAAGCAGCGCUGCCAAACCGCAACAUGUCAAGUUAUUGACAGCUGCGUUGUUGCCGUGGCAGUCGACGACUUGGGAGCAGUGCAGCACGUUUCCUCCAACGUGUGCGGCCCACGCGGACGAUGCAUCAGCCAGCCAACCGGCAACUUCAGCUGCAUCUGUGAUCCGGGUUUCAGCGGCAUCUACUGUCACGAAAAUAUCAACGACUGCAUCAGCAACCCGUGUAAGAACGGCGGGACCUGCAUCGACGGGUUGAGCUCGUUUCAGUGCGUCUGUCUGGACGGCUGGGAGGGUCAACUCUGUGACCUCAACGUCGACGAGUGCAGACACAACCCGUGCAAAAAUGGCGGCCGCUGCGUCGACUUGGUGAAUGACUUCUACUGCGAAUGCGCCGACGACUGGAAGGGCAAGACCUGCCACUCCCGUGAGAGUCAGUGCGAUGAAACCACCUGCAGUAACGGCGGCACCUGCUACGACCACGGCGACGCUUUCCGCUGCUCCUGCCCACCUGGCUGGGAAGGAAACACGUGCAACACAGCCAAAAACAGCUCUUGUGCCUCCAGUCCUUGUUCCAACGGUGGGACGUGCGUAGGAGGAGGAGACGCUUUCUCCUGCAUCUGCAAAGACGGCUGGGAAGGCCCCACCUGCGGACACAACAAAGACGACUGCAGCCCUCAUCCAUGUUUCAACGGUGGGAUUUGUGAGGAUGGAGUCAACUGGUUCCGCUGCGAGUGCGCUCCUGGGUUUGCUGGACCAGACUGCAGAAUAAACAUAAACGAGUGCCAGUCUUCUCCCUGCGCCUACGGAGCCACCUGUGUGGAUGACAUCAAUGGCUUCCGCUGCAUCUGUCCUCUUGGUAGAUCAGGAGCCAGAUGCCAAGAAUUCAUAGGCAUUGGAAGGACUUGUCUGUAUGCUGGUCUGCAGUUUCCUCAUGGCAGCCAUUGGGAGGAAGAGUGCAACAACUGUCACUGCAUCGAUGGCAGAGUGCGCUGCACAAAGGUGCUGUGUGGUCGCCGCCCCUGCCGGCUCAGUCCGUCGGGACAGAAGUCCUGCCCAGCCGGACAGGAGUGCCUGGAGCACAACUACUACACCUGCUUCUCUCAGCCCUGCGAUCAGUGGGGGGUUUGUUCGAUGGCCGGACCCCCGCCGCCCCAAGCAGCCACCAAGUGCCAGCCAAACAGCGGCCAUUUGGACAACAGCUGCGGCCGCAUAACUCUUGUUUUCAACAGAGACAAAGUGCCGCCUGGGAUCACAGUGGAGAAUAUUUGCUUUGAGCUGAGGUAUCUUGAAGACACCAGGAGUUUGGCGAAAGACCACAGCCUCCUUCUGCUGUGCGGCCUCUCGCAUUCAAACCCAGAUGCUGUAGAGGUGGCCAUUUCUUUCCAGCCAGAAAAUCUUCCAGACCACAGCCUGAUCCAGGAGGCAGCCAGUGCCGUGGUGGGCACCUUAUCCAAGAGGCACAACAGCACCGUCAUGCUGGCGGUCAUAGAGGUGAAGGUGGAGACGCAGCUCAUGCCUCCGUCAGUGGACUACCUGGUGCCUCUGCUGUGCGUCCUCUUCUGCUUGCUCUGCCUCUUCUGCAUCAUCCUCUGCGUGUGGUGGACGCGGAAACGGAGAAAAGAGCGCGAGAGGUCGGCGCAGUCGGCUCCUGACGGCAGCGUGAACAACCAGUGGGAGCCGCUGCGCCUCGUCGUGGGACGCCAGCCGCAGCAGCAGCUGAAGGAGAGCAACAGGGAGACUGAGCAGGAGCGCAGAAAGCUCAUGGGCCCCUCCUGUCGGACGUGUGACGAUGAGGAGGAGGAGACGGAGGGCGAGCUGGAGGAGGAGUGCGGCGGCGGCGCGGAGGCGGGAAAGGAGCUCGUUUAUAGGUACUCUAAAACUGCAGUGCAGUCCAGCGGGGGGAUGAUCUGCACCCUGCACAGCUCCAGUCCGCCUCUCAAAGCCCCCCACCGGACCCAAGGCUACAGCUCUAAAGACAACCGCUGGAGAAACGUCGGUGGCGUCUGGACUGGUCAGAAAGAGCUCAAAGACCAUUGUGUGUAAGAAAACGUAAAGAAAGGACUAUGCAGAGGCGAGAGAGGCUGCAAGGCAGCUACUGUCCUGUUGUGUUUGGGACUUCUGUUGAAAACUAAACGAGGCUUUGCGUUUAAGAAGCCGUUCUUUGGUUGUUGUUUUUUUUUUGGGUUGUCGCUGAAGAUGAUUUCUCCGUUUUUCUUUCCCCUCGUUCAGGAGGC